AUGGGCUUCCUGGAAGAGCAAGAUGGCGACCGUCCAAGCAUUAAAGAUUAUUACAGAGGAAAAACGAUUUUCAUUACUGGCGGAUCUGGAUUCAUGGGAAAAGUGCUGAUAGAGAAACUCCUGUACUCUUGCACAGAUCUAGACAGAAUCUAUGUCUUGCUGAGGAGUAAGAAGGGUGUUAAGCCGGAAGAUCGUCUUGCUGCUCUGUAUGCUUCUGAAUGCUUCACAAGAUUGAGAAGAGACAAACCCGGGGUGUUUGAAUCUAAAGUGUUCUUUAUAGCUGGGGAUUGUAGUGCAAUUGGUUUGGGUAUGUCCGAGGAAGAUAGAACGCUAAUAGUUAAUAAAACUAACAUAAUUUUCCACGUCGCUGCUAGUGUACGUUUCGACGAUUCUUUAAAAGUGGCAGCAAGGCUUAACUUAAGAGGCACGAAAGAGGUCGUUGAGCUUGCGAAAGAGAUCCGAAAUUUAGAGGUCUUAGUUCACGUGUCCACGUCAUAUGCGAACACCAAUCGUGAUAGAAUAGACGAAGUGGUCUACCCAGCUCAUGCCGACUGGCGCGACACCCUGGAAGUGUGUGAAAACCUCGAUGAGAACACACUCAAGUGUCUGACACCCAAAUAUCUCGGCGAACUACCAAACACAUAUGUUUUCACAAAACAGCUGGCGGAACACGUAGUGUAUGAAGAGAGGGGAAAACUUCCGAUAAUUAUCAUGAGGCCAUCUAUAGUAAUUUCAUCAAUUCAAGAGCCAGUACCGGGUUGGAUAGAAAAUUUGAACGGACCUGUCGGGAUUCUUAUAGCAAGUGGCAAAGGUAUUCUACGAAGUGUAUAUUCAGACCCGGAUCUGGUGGCGGACUAUAUGCCAGUGGACGUCGCGAUUAAAAUGUUUAUCGUCGGCUCUUGGCUGAGAGGGUCGAAAAAAUUGGAGCCCACAGACGAUGUAGAAGUCUACCACUGUUCCACCAGCCACAUGAAGACAAUGACGAUAGGAGAGAUCAUAGAACACGGAAAGGAGAUCCUGAAGGAAGUACCACUCGAUAACAUGCUGUGGAUCAGCGAUGGUGGCGUCACCAAGUCUAGACUGGAGUAUAAUUUAAAGGUUCUUAUCUUACACCUUCUACCUGCUAUACUAGUUGAUAUCAUAUUACGGAUAGUUGGGAAACAGCCUAUGCUCGUUAAGUUACAGCGACGCAUCUACGUAGCGAAUAUAGCUUUAAACUACUACCUAACGCAGCAAUGGACGUUCCUCAAUAAAAAUAUCCUGGCACUAAGAGAUACGAUUAAGCUGGAGGAUAAAGGGGAAUUCUACUACGAAAUGGAGACAGUAGACAGACUGAAAUACUUCAAGACGAGCUGUAUGGCUGGCAAGGUGUUUAUUUUGAAGGAGAAACUGGAGGAUCUACCGAAGGCUAGAGCCCACUAUGAAAGAAUGGUGAUUUUAGACAAAGCUGUAAAGGUCAUAGCAUACGGUCUUGUCGCGUGGUACAUCUAUAGUCGAGACAUUCUCUUCUCUGCAGUAACGUGGUUAUACAACUUCUUGGUUGGGCUAUAA
Molecule: messenger RNA, 1551 nt
Organism: Leptosia nina
Lineage: Eukaryota; Metazoa; Arthropoda; Insecta; Lepidoptera; Pieridae
Source: the annotation of a GenBank genome assembly